GACAGUGUUGUCCUUGGGGUGACAUUCAGCGAAAAAUCUUACCAAACAAUCCGUGGUGAGAGCAGAUUGUUUUCCGGCGGAUUUGUCCAAGAUCGGUUUGUUGUGCUGUCCCAUAAGACGACUGUCUCGAUUAGUGUCCGCGGUAAAGAUGGCUCUGAACAAGCUCAGCAUCGAAAAUGUGGACCUGAAGGGCAAACGGGUGUUUAUGCGGGUGGAUUUCAACGUUCCGAUUAAGGAGGGCAAAAUCACGAGCAAUCAGCGUAUUGUGGCCGCAAUCGACAGCAUCAAGUUCGCGCUUGAGAAGGGCGCAAAGUCGGUCGUGUUGGCCUCGCAUCUUGGCCGUCCCGAUGGUAACAAAAACGUCAAGUACACGCUGGCACCGGUGGCUGAUGAGCUAAAGAAGCUGCUCGGGCGUGAUGUAACGUUCCUGAACGAUUGCGUCGGCGCUGAGGUGGAGGCUGCCUGCAAGGACCCAGCGACCGGUUCCGUGAUUCUGCUGGAAAACGUGCGCUUCUACGUCGAGGAAGAGGGCAAGGGAGUCGAUGCCAGCGGCAAUAAGGUUAAGGCCGACAAAGAUAAGGUAAAAACAUUCCGCGAGAGCUUGGCCAAGCUGGGUGAUGUGUACGUGAACGACGCAUUCGGUACGGCUCACCGUGCGCACAGUUCGAUGAUGGGCGAAGGUUACAGCCAGCGGGCGGCCGGUUUGCUGCUGAACAAGGAGCUGCGCUACUUCUCGCAGGCCCUCGAUAACCCGCCCCGACCGUUCCUGGCCAUCCUGGGCGGUGCGAAGGUGGCCGACAAGAUCCAGCUGAUCGAGAACCUGCUCGACAAGGUGAACGAGAUGAUCAUCGGUGGUGGCAUGGCGUUCACCUUCCUGAAGGUGCUGAACAACAUGGAGAUCGGUGGCUCGCUGUUCGACGCUGAGGGUGCCAAGAUCGUGCAGAAUCUCGUCGACAAGGCGAAGAAGAACAAUGUGCAGCUGCAUCUGCCGGUUGACUUCGUGACGGGCGACAAAUUCGCUGAGGAUGCGGCCACUGGUGAGGCGACUGUUGAGGGAGGAAUUCCUGCUGGUCAUCUGGGACUCGAUAUUGGGCCAAAGACGCGCGAAGCCUUCGCGGCACCGAUCGCACGGGCAAAGAUCAUCGUCUGGAACGGUCCGCCCGGUGUGUUUGAGUUCGCAAACUUCGCCAACGGCACCAAGGGGCUGAUGGAUGGCGUUGUAGCGGCUACCAAAGCUGGCACCGUGUCGAUCAUCGGUGGUGGUGAUACUGCGUCGUGCUGCGCCAAAUGGGGAACCGAGUCACAGGUGUCGCACGUCUCGACUGGUGGCGGUGCGUCGCUGGAGCUGCUCGAGGGCAAGGUUCUGCCCGGUGUAGAUGCACUGAGCAGUGCUUAAAUGCUCGUCACUAGCCCUGUAAGCGUUAAAGUCACUCGGUAUCUUUACGGCAUAUUAUUAGCAAGUGUACGUAACAAAGUCAUAAAAUUAACCACGAUCAUUAGGCUGGAGAUCGAAGACAGUAACACUCGAUUAAAGAGAUGUUGCGUGUCGAAUUGAUCCUCUUACGUUGUUGCAACAGAACAAUAAAAUUAUUUAAAGUGUACAACCUGAAUAACCAGUUUCAAGCUCCAUUUGGAAAAGAAACACUACCGAAUUAAACUGAAGUGUAAGUUUGAACGAAGACAAGUGUCGAUUUGCUGAAUUACAAAUAUGCUACUAUUUUCGGUUGUUAGAAAAAAAUGUAACACAUACAUUGCUGUUAGUACUUUUUUUACUGUAUACCUCGAUAGCACGAGACCGACGAAGGACUUUUCGUACACGCCAUUUUGAAUGCGUUAACAAUGGAUGCGGCGUCACUCCAUCCGAUGAACAGUUAUGAGCUCUUCCGAAACUUGUAUGAUGCGACACUUAUGAUU
Messenger RNA from Anopheles nili, 1914 nucleotides. It is a transcript of the gene Pgk, whose product is annotated as phosphoglycerate kinase. Gene Ontology annotation, biological process: glycolytic process; gluconeogenesis. The transcript is spliced from 3 exons. Gene Ontology annotation, cellular component: cytosol. The record is from RefSeq and is a predicted model, not a curated record. Gene Ontology annotation, molecular function: ATP binding; phosphoglycerate kinase activity; ADP binding. The coding region runs from base 149 to 1396 and encodes 415 amino acids. Lineage: Eukaryota; Metazoa; Arthropoda; Insecta; Diptera; Culicidae.